AGUUUACGGCCACAGAAUGUGCACAGACCAUUAUGUGCGCACCGAUGGCGCAAUAUAUAAAUCCAAAGACGGUAAGAGACAGACCGAGCGACGGAAAUGGCGGAAAACCAAGCGGACGACGACGGCGAUGAGGGCUUCGGAGACUUCAAGUUCGUAUCACCGUCUUUUAAUCAAUCCCUGUCUUCCCACCAGGACAAUAAAGUUAGAGUUGAAGACGAAUGGGGAGAUUUCAUGGACAAUUUCUCUCCGAAGCAAGAUUUUUUUGGAAACCCAGCUCCCCUAAGCUUCACUCAGACUCUGAAUCCUGCUAAUCCAUCUCAAACCUCGCAAAGUUUCGAUCUUUUUGGUGGUUUCUCUAAUCAUACGACAAAAACCACUGACUCAAAGCUGAAUCACAUCGAAUCUGAGAGGAAUUCUGCUUCCCCUGUUGCUGAGAAAGGAUGGGAGAAGCCUCAAGGUGCUAUACCUCUUUCCCUUUUUGGUGAGGAAGACGAAGAAUCCGAUUCGAACAAUCCAUCUUUUAAUGAUACUUCAGACCUUUUCCCUGCUAAACAAUCGUCGUCUCCUGUGAAAAAUGAAGUAAAAUUUGGGCAGGAUCUCCGUCUCAAUGAUCUUAUCGUGAAUCUGUACAGCCAGGCAGAUCAGGUGAAGAUUGAAAAUGGGUCAAAUUCGAAUUUGGUCGAUGAUGGAGAUGAGAAUUUCGAUGACGACGGUUGGCAAUUAAAGGAUGCAAUCUCUCAAGAUAAUGUCGGAGAUGGAGAUUCAACAGUCGAGGUAGAGGAGACAUCUGGUCUAUCAGGAGUUCCAGUGGAAACAACAACGGGGAGGACAACCGACCAACAAUUCCAGGUCAAUGGUAAACAGUCUGAAAAUUUGGAGGGAACAUUACAUAAAUCAGGCCUUAGCAAUGGUGGCCUAGAUUCUGGAGAUAUCUUUACGACAUCAGAUUGGCUUUCUCAUAAAUCCUCAGGACUUGACAAUGGCCAUGAUUUUUUCACUAGUAAUGCUACUCAAAAUGGUUCUAUCUUGGGAUCGUUCAGUCAAGCCAAGCAGAAUACGGCUGAAAAUGGAUUGAAUUUCAAAUCAGGUGAUGGAAAUAUAGAUGCUGAUGAUAAUUUCUGGGAUUUUAAGGAUGCGUUCCCAGAGUCUGAAGAUGUAAAUUGCCCCUCUGGGAAUAAGGAAGAACAAAAGAGCACUGGUUUUUCUUAUGCGGAUGUGAAAGUGCUUGCAUUUGACAGAGAAGUCCAGGGAAAUGGAAAAGGGCUUGGAGAUCAUCAGGAACCAUUGUCACUAUCCUUUUUUAGCAACGGGAAACUGAAUGCUGAUGAUUCCUUGUACGGUGAAGAUGUAUCUUAUAAACCAGCUAAUGAUUUGAGAAACAGCACCAAUGGUCAUGGUUUUGAUCCAAGCGUCUCUCUUACUGAUCUCAUAUCCACGUUAUACAGUCAGGCUGAGGGGAUCCCAGUUGAUAAUUCUAUGAAAAAACCAACUGAAGAUGAAUUUAGUUCAUCCAAAGUGGGUGUAAAUGCUGAUUUAGUGAAUGGAGAGGAUAAUUUUGAUGGAAAUUCCUGGGAAUUUAAAGAUGCCUUCUCAGAAACCAUGGUUGAAGAUGAGUUAAGUUCAAUUCGAGUGGAUGUGAGCUCUGCUAAUUCUACUGGAAAACCAACUGAAGCCCAAGUGGGUCCAAAUUCUGAUUUAAGUGGAGAAGCUGAUUUUGAUGAAAAUUCCUGGGAAUUUAGCGAUGCCUUCUCAGAAACAAAUGUUGAAGGUCAAAGCUAUGUAUUCGAUAUUUCUGAUGCAGACCGAAGGUUUCCAAGUGAAUCAAAGCUUAAGAAUUUUGUGGAUUUCUACUCUAGAUUGAAGGAGGAAUCACGCAUUGUUGCACUUCACCAUCUUGAUUGUCUAAAGAAAGCCCAGAAGGUUGCUGCUAUUUCUGGUGAGGAUGUCAAAGCAAUGGCUCUCCAUGAGGAAAUCCAGGUAGCUUAUAAGAAACUGCACAAAGAGGAUGUGUCUUCUGAAGAAGUUUGCUCAGAGGAGCUUUCAACAAGAAACAUUCAUGCCCAUGCAUUUAUGAAUGAUCCAAAGUUCCAAGUGCUUGAAUCGGAAUAUGACUUGUCAAAAAGAAUAUCACUGGCGGAAAAUGAUUUGAAUUCAGCAAUUGAGCUAUUUGAGCAUGCAAUUGUGUAG
Messenger RNA from Macadamia integrifolia, 2187 nucleotides. RefSeq lists its product as uncharacterized. NCBI's taxonomy places the organism in Eukaryota, Viridiplantae, Streptophyta, Magnoliopsida, Proteales, Proteaceae. The record is from RefSeq and is a predicted model, not a curated record. Bases 97 to 2187 code for a protein of 696 amino acids. The transcript is spliced from 8 exons.